AGGAUACAGCUUUGUAAUGAAAGCAGAGAGAUUUUAGUUCAAUACCAUACUUAAAGAAUCAAUCUUUGAUUACUGCCAUUGAAGUUUCCAUCAUGCCCAUCAAGAUCUGUGUUUGCUCUUAACUCAUCAGCUCAAUACACUUUAAAAGAGGAUGGAAACAACAUCAAUAAGAUGUCUUAUCAACAGUAUUUCUCGAUUCAUUCAUCUGGUUUCAUGCCAGACAAUGAAACUUAUGCCCAUUGAAGAGGAUUACAGAAAUAUGGUUGUUGUGUUAAAACUCUUGAAACCACUUCUUGAUGAUGUUGUUGAUUACAAGAUACCAUCAGAUGAAAUUCUAUGCAAAGAAUGUGAGGAGCUAGAUUUGUCUGUUAAUGAGGCUCGGGAAUUCCUGGAGAACUGGUGUCCAAAAAGGAGCAAGAUUUGCAGUGUUCUGCAGAGUGAAUCCUUUCUGAUGAAAAUGAAAAGCUCUUCGCUUCACAUAUGUCACAUCCUAUAUAGAUUUUUAGAGUCUUCUCCAUCUACUUCAAGUAUGACUGAUAUACAGCUUUGUAUGCAGCAAAUUAAAUGUUUGAAGCAGGAAAGACGAGUAGAUGAUAUAGAAGGGGCUUUGAGAAGUCAAAGAGAUGGUGUGCUUCCUUACACCGAUCAUCUUAUAAAAGUUAUUGAAUCCUUGAGCUUGACAUCAAACCAGGAACUUUUGAGAGAAAGUGUUGCUGUAGAACAAGAAAGAAAGAAUGCUCAAGCCAGAAAAUCCAUAGGAAAGCUGGAGCAAAUUGACCAAAUUGUGGAUCUAAUCUCUCAUGUACGUGAUUGUAUGCUGAAAAUUGAGUACUUUGAACCCAGAAGUGGUGUCUUGAUACCUUCGUACUUCCGUUGUCCCUUGUCGUUGGAUCUUAUGUCAGAUCCUGUCAUUGUGGCUUCUGGUCAAACUUAUGACAGGGCCUCCAUCCAAAAUUGGCUGGAUAAUGGACUGACCAUUUGCCCAAAGACACGUCAAGUGCUCACUCACAGGAAUCUUAUUCCCAAUUACACUGUCAAAGCUAUGAUAGCAGCUUGGUGCAGUGAAAACAAAGUACAACUUUCCAACAGCACUGAGCACAUCAAUCCUGUCUCACUGUCAUCCCCUUCAAACCAUGUAUCAUCUCAAGAUUUGUUGCACACUGAUAGUUUUCGUUGUUCUCUACGUAGUAGCAGUUCAACAUCAAGAUCAUCUCUUGAAGCUGGAAAUGUUCUGGAGAAGCAGAAGGUUGAUGUCUUGCCAAGAUUUAGUGGAGAAUAUGCCAGAUGUAAAGGCAGGGAGAUUGAAAAGUAUGAUCACCCAUCUCCUGAGAACUCGUAUAGUCACAGCAGGACUGCAUCGGUCUCAAGUGCAAUUUCCAGUAUUGAUUAUUUGCCUCCGUCAUUCCAUGAUACCUCAAGCUUUUCCAAGAAACAGGAAAACGGGAAUGACUCAUCAGAAGAAAUUUGUCCUGCUACUUCUCUUUCAACUAAAGAAUCUGAAUUGUCUCCCUGGUUAACUGGAAAGCAAUUCCAUAUCUCCAGCAUAAAAGCAGAAGCAGCAGAAAAUGGAAGUCAUAGCUACAGCAGAACACAGUCCCUUAAAUUUUCUGACUCUGGAUGUGAUGAUCUGACCACAAAUUCCCAUGUCAAGAAAUUGGUAGAAGACCUUAGAAGCCCAUCAAGUGAAGUCCAAAUAGAAGCUGCUGCUGAAUUGCGUUUUCUUGCAAAGCACAACAUGGAAAAUCGUGUUAUUAUUGGCCAUUGUGGUGCCAUUGGACCUUUGCUUUCACUGUUGUACUCAGAUGUGAAGCUAAUGCAAGAGCAUGCUGUCUCUGCUCUUCUGAAUCUAUCAAUUAAUGAAGACAAUAAGGCCAUGAUUGCAAAAGCAGGGGCAAUUGAACCCCUUAUUCAUGUGUUAAAGUAUGGAAAUAAUGUAGCCAAGGAAAAUUCUGCUGCAGCUCUCUUUAGUCUCUCUGGUUUAGAAGAAUAUAAGGCAAAGAUUGGCCGAUCUGGUGCAGUCAAAGCCUUAGUGGAUCUGUUAGCCUCAGGGACACUAAGAGGAAAAAAAGAUGCUGCUACAGCUUUGUUUAACCUAUCAAUUUUUCAUGAAAAUAAGGCUCGUAUAAUUCUAGCAGGAGCAGUGAAAUAUCUUGUUGAGUUGAUGGAUCCUGAUGGAGGGAUGGUUGACAAGGCUGUUGCCCUUCUUGCAAACCUUUCAACAAUUGGUGAAGGGCGCUUGGCAAUUGUGCGGGAAGGGGGUAUCCCCCUACUAGUAGAAGUUGUUGAAUCAGGAUCCCAGAGGGGUAAGGAAAAUGCUGCCUCCAUAUUGUUGCAGCUUUGCCUUAAUAGUCCCAAGUUCUGUACCCUGGUUUUGCAAGAAGGGGCUGUCCCACCCCUUGUUGCUUUGUUGCAGUCUGGGACACCAAGAGCAAAGGAAAAGGCACAACAGCUUCUUAGUCACUUUCGGAAUCAGAGAGAGGGGGCCAUGGGAAAAGGGAAAUCGUGAAGAACAAUAGGAAACAUACUUGUUUUAUUUCAGAUUUCUCUAUUUUUAAGCAUGCCACUCAAUGUAAGUCAUUCUCUCUUGAUAUCACCCUUUGAUCCUUUCAUGUCCUCUUUAGUUUUUCCGCUACAUCAAUCAGCAGCAUAUAACUUUAUUCUUUAAUUUACUCCCCACUUGGAUGUGAGUCUCCUUUUCUCCUUUUGCCCCUUUUGCCCCUUUUGCCCCUUUUUUUCUUCUUUUUGGGUUGGACUGGUUGUUAAUUUCCUGGCUUCAAUUUUUCUUAGCACUUACCUUGCCCUAGCAUCAAUUGUAGUUUUAAUGUAUGUUGCAAUAUAUUUGCUCUUUGGUGUUGUAGAUACUUUGUACAUAUGCUACAGACUCUUGUAAUCAGCUAUAGAUUUCGCUCCAAUGACAUUUUUGCUAUUUGAUAUCAAAUAUCCCAUUGUUUAUGUUUUUUUUUCUCUGAAUGACCUUGAAUGCUUUUAGACUGCAUGAAACUUCCAUGUGAGGCUCUAUGAAGCCCCAUAAACCUGACUUUUCCAG
Rubroshorea leprosula is the source of this 3046-nucleotide messenger RNA. The record is from the annotation of a GenBank genome assembly. Lineage: Eukaryota; Viridiplantae; Streptophyta; Magnoliopsida; Malvales; Dipterocarpaceae.